Micropterus salmoides (largemouth bass) is the source of this 2079-nucleotide messenger RNA. RefSeq names its product tRNA selenocysteine 1-associated protein 1-like. The coding region runs from base 153 to 1157 and encodes 334 amino acids. Gene Ontology annotation, molecular function: RNA binding. The record is from RefSeq and is a predicted model, not a curated record. The transcript has 9 exons. Lineage: Eukaryota; Metazoa; Chordata; Actinopteri; Centrarchiformes; Centrarchidae.
AGUAACUUGAGACGGAAGAGGAACAACGAAUUCACGUCGUCUGCGUGAACGUUUGGAGAACUUUUAACGUUGAAAAACAAAUUUUUUUGCACCCCAAAUCAAACACCCACGGAAUCCUCUACGGUUUCAUCUCACUUCCACAAAAAUCCAAGAUGUUUAACAGACAGACGAGCCUGUGGAUGGGUGAUUUGGACCCAUACAUGGAUGAGAACUUCAUCAAGCAGGCCUUUAGCGCUAUGGGAGAAUCGCCGUUUGGAGUCAAGAUCAUCACUCACAGGAUAACGGGUGGGUCAGCAGGAUAUUGCUUUGUGGAGCUGGCAGAUGAAGCAAGUGUCGACCGCUGUGUCCAGAGACUCAACGGAAAACUGGUUCCUGGAUCAAAUCCGCCCCGGAAGUUUAAGCUAAACUAUGCCACCUACGGCAAGCGGCCAGAGGCAGGGCCGGAGUUCUCAGUGUUUGUGGGCGACUUGGCCUCUGAGGUAGACGACUUCCAACUGCACCAAGUUUUCAAGAAGUACCUUUCCUGCAAGGGAGCCAAAGUGGUCACUGACCAGUAUGGAUACUCCAGAGGUUAUGGCUUCGUCAAGUUUGGGGAGGAGAGCGAGCAGAAGAAGGCGAUCGAGGAGUGCCAGGGGACGAUGCUGGGGGGAAAGCCACUCAGACUCAGUAUUGCUGUGGCAAAGAGCCAGAAGAUGAGUAACUACCAUGGCGGCCAGGGCCAGAACUACCAAAGCAACUACAACCAGUCCAGUUACUAUGGCAACAAUAGUGGCGGGGGUCAGGGGGGUUACUACCCUCAAUGGGGUGGCUAUGACCAGUACAGCGGCUACAACAGCAGUGGUUACAGCAGUGGCUACAACAGUGGCUACAACUACAACUACGGGCCCUACGGUUACCCCCCACCGGGCCACAUGAUGCCACCACCUCCCAUGGGGAUACCACCCAUGUCCACUGACAUGACGGGAGCCGUAGAGCAGAGCCACGUGGAGACUGAGGGUAUAGAGGAGGAUAAUGCAGAAGAGCCCAUCCCUGAUUGUGACGUGGAGCAGUGGAACAAAGAUUUUAUGCAGCGCAGCGAGGAACUCUAUGACGCCAUGAUGAACUGUCACUGGGAACCCCUGGACUCGGUUAACUCCCCAAUCCCCUCCCUCUCUUGAUAAUUCUUCUGCCCCUUCCUGAACCAUAAUUAUUUAAUUUUGUAUAAUUUUGUACUCCCCAUAAUCUGCCAACACCACAUUGACACAUUCUCUCAGUACUUGUCUAAGCCUAUCUGAAGGCUCCGAGUGCAGAUGUAUUUGUUCUUCUUCACUCAAAGCACACAAAUAUUCACUUGAUUUAAUGUUUACCAUGUUGGUAAUAUUCAAAAUGUUCAACAAUCAAUGAAGUUUCUGUGUAGUGCAUACUGUCUUUGUAUGAACCGCCCUAUAAACCAGAGCUACACACUUGGGGAUGAAGUGCUGAAGUUGCCUUCUCUGCUGGUGACUGGCAUACAGUAGCUGCAAUAUUUUAUGAUGUCACUGAGGAACAAAGCCCACUGUCAUUUACUUUUGUUCAUCUGUUAGAAUUGUGACACCAGCAAAAGCUAACUUUACUCACUGAAUACGACCCCGACUUUUGAAGAAGAGAAGCAAGUAAAAGCUAUGCCUUAAUUGUCAUUGGCCAUGUACUUUCCUCUCUAGGAGGGUCACUAGAGUUAUUAUGUAUAUACAGGAUAUCAGUCUUUCUUGUCUUAUUCAUUUUUUUAAAUGAAGGAAUUUCCCUCCAUUUUUUAAAAAAACUUUCUGAUAGAUUUAAUGAAAAUGAUCUGGGUAGUAGUUAAAGUAUGGAUAAUAUUGAGUUUAGCCAACAGUAAUCGACUACAAAAUGUAAUUUUCACUGUUUUCCAGACAAGAAGCUCAGUGUCUUUCUAUAUAAUAGACAAAUAGUUUUGAGCGCUGUGAAACUGCAUGCAGUGAUUUUGAGCUUGACAGCUGAUUUUCUGUAUCAGAUGUCAAGGCAUUUAUUUUCUGCUGUUUGAUGGCUGAUGUUUUGUAUAUAUAUUCUGGAGAUGUUUUAUCAAUAAAACAAAUGUAGAAGGAA